CCUGCACAGGCUCUGAAAGUGUCCCAGCUGCAACCUCAGGCCGGACAGACCCGCUGCAGCCUCGGAGGCAGUGCUCCCCAGCUGCUCGCACGUGCCGCUGCCAAGCUGCAGGAUGGUGCCCCGAGCCGGGCCGCUGCUGCUGCUUCUCGCCUUCCUCCUCCGCACGGACGCUGAGACACCUCCAAGGUUUACACGAACUCCCGUUGAUCAGACAGGGGUCUCUGGAGGAGUUGCCUCUUUCAUUUGCCAAGCUACGGGAGACCCGAGACCUAAAAUUGUCUGGAACAAAAAAGGAAAGAAAGUCAGCAAUCAGAGAUUUGAGGUAAUAGAGUUUGACGAUGGAUCUGGAUCAGUUCUCAGAAUACAGCCCUUACGGACUCCGCGGGAUGAGGCCAUUUAUGAAUGUGUGGCCUCAAAUAAUGUGGGAGAAAUAAGUGUAUCCACCAGACUCACAGUUUUACGUGAGGAUCAGAUUCCCAGGGGCUUCCCGACCAUCGACAUGGGCCCACAGUUGAAGGUGGUUGAGCGUACACGCACGGCCACCAUGCUUUGUGCAGCCAGUGGUAACCCGGAUCCAGAAAUCACUUGGUUUAAAGAUUUCUUACCCGUGGACACAAGCAACAACAAUGGUCGUAUUAAGCAGUUACGAUCAGAAUCUAUUGGUGGUACACCAAUAAGAGGAGCCCUUCAGAUCGAACAGAGCGAAGAGUCUGACCAAGGAAAAUAUGAGUGUGUUGCCACCAACAGCGCGGGCACUCGCUAUUCCGCCCCUGCCAAUUUAUAUGUCAGAGAGCUGCGAGAAGUUCGCCGCGUCCCACCAAGAUUCUCUAUCCCACCCACUAAUCACGAAAUCAUGCCAGGGGGAAGUGUCAACAUCACCUGUGUGGCUGUGGGGUCACCAAUGCCGUAUGUGAAAUGGAUGUUGGGGGCAGAGGAUCUGACGCCUGAAGACGACAUGCCAAUAGGAAGAAACGUCCUAGAGCUGAAUGAUGUCAGACAGUCAGCAAAUUACACCUGUGUUGCCAUGUCGACGCUGGGUGUCAUUGAAGCAGUAGCCCAGAUCACUGUCAAAGCCUUACCCAAGCCUCCAGGGACGCCCGUGGUGACCGAGAGCACGGCCACAAGCAUCACCCUGACCUGGGACUCCGGGAACCCCGAGCCCGUCUCCUACUACAUCAUCCAGCACAAGCCCAAGAACUCGGAGGAGGCCUACAAAGAAAUCGACGGGGUGGCCACCACGCGCUACAGCGUGGCCGGCCUGAGCCCCUACUCGGAUUACGAGUUCAGGGUGGUGGCCGUCAACAACAUCGGCCGCGGGCCGCCCAGCGAGCCGGUGCUGACCCAGACCUCGGAGCAGGCGCCGUCCAGCGCCCCGAGGGACGUGCAGGCGCGGAUGCUGAGCUCCACCACCAUCCUGGUGCAGUGGAAGGAGCCCGAGGAGCCCAACGGCCAGAUCCAGGGCUACCGGGUCUACUACACCAUGGACCCCGGCCAGCACGUCCACAGCUGGCUGAAGCACAACGUCGCGGACAGCCAGAUCACCACCAUCGGCAACCUGGUGCCGCAGAAGACCUACUCGGUGCGGGUGCUGGCCUUCACCUCCAUCGGGGACGGGCCUCUUUCCAGCGACAUCCAGGUCAUCACGCAGACCGGAGUACCAGGGCAGCCGCUGAACUUCAAAGCAGAACCUGAAUCUGAAACAAGCAUUUUGCUCUCUUGGACACCUCCACGUUCAGACACCAUCGCCAGCUAUGAACUCGUCUACAAAGAUGGGGAGCACAGAGAGGAGCAGCGAAUCACCAUUGAGCCAGGGCCAUCGUAUAGGCUGCAAGGGCUGAAACCAAACAGCUUAUACUACUUCCGUCUGGCUGCACGCUCUCCUCAAGGCCUGGGUGCUUCUACCGCGGAAAUAUCAGCUAGAACCAUGCAGUCAAAGCCGUCAGCUCCUCCUCAAGAAAUUAGUUGCACCAGCCCAAGUUCCACUAGUAUUUUGGUAAGUUGGCAACCUCCGCCCGUGGAAAAACAGAAUGGCAUUAUCACCGAAUACUCCAUCAAGUACACGGCAGUGGACGGGGAAGAUGACAAGCCUCACGAGAUUUGGGGAAUCUCUUCGGACACUACCAGAUACCUUUUGGAACAGCUGGAAAAAUGGACUGAGUACCGGAUCACGGUGACCGCCCACACAGAUGUCGGCCCUGGCCCUGAGAGCUUAUCCGUGUUGAUUCGAACCGAUGAAGAUGUUCCUAGUGGUCCUCCUCGCAAAGUCGAGGUAGAGGCUGUCAACUCAACAUCUGUUAAAGUCUCAUGGCGCUCACCUGUGCCCAACAAACAGCAUGGCCAGAUAAGAGGAUACCAGGUGCAUUACGUGAGGAUGGAAAAUGGUGAGCCCAAGGGCCAGCCCAUGCUGAAAGAUGUCAUGCUGGCUGAUGCACAGUGGGAAUUUGAUGAUACUACCGAACAUGACAUGAUCAUUUCUGGGCUACAGCCUGAAACUUCCUACUCCCUCACCGUCACAGCCUAUACCACCAAAGGAGAUGGCGCUCGCAGCAAGCCCAAACUGGUGUCCACCACAGGGGCAGUUCCAGGGAAACCCAGGCUUGUGAUUAACCACACUCAGAUGAAUACCGCUCUCAUUCAGUGGCACCCUCCCGUGGACACAUUCGGACCCCUUCAGGGCUACCGCCUAAAGUUCGGCCGCAAGGACACGGAGCCGCUCACCACUCUGGAGUUCUCUGAGAAAGAAGAUCACUUUACCGCGACAGACAUCCACAAAGGAGCGUCGUACGUCUUCAGGCUCUCAGCCCGAAACAAAGUGGGCUUCGGGGAGGAGAUGGUGAAGGAGAUUUCUGUUCCAGAAGAAGUCCCCGCUGGAUUCCCUCAAAGCCUUCACUCGGAAAGCACCACUUCCACCUCCGUCCAGUUAUCUUGGCAGCCACCUGUCCUGGCAGAGAGAAACGGCAUUAUCACCAAGUAUACCCUUCUGUACAGGGAUAUCAACAUCCCCCUUCUUCCCAUGGAGCAGCUUAUUGUUCCAGCCGACACCACUAUGACACUCACUGGCUUAAAGCCAGAUACCACAUACGAUGUAAAAGUACGUGCUCACACGAGCAAAGGGCCCGGGCCAUACAGUCCCAGUGUCCAGUUCAGGACACUGCCCGUGGAGCAAGUGUUUGCAAAAAAUUUUCAUGUCAAAGCAGUAAUGAAGACUUCAGUGUUGCUGUCUUGGGAGAUUCCAGAGAAUUAUAAUUCCGCCAUGCCUUUCAAAAUUCUUUAUGACGAUGGGAAAAUGGUAGAGGAAGUGGACGGCCGAGCCACACAGAAGUUAAUUGUCAACCUGAAGCCCGAGAAGUCCUAUUCGUUCGUGCUGACAAAUCGUGGAAACAGCGCUGGUGGGCUGCAACACAGGGUCACAGCCAAGACGGCACCAGAUGUGCUCCGCACCAAGCCUGCCUUCAUCGGGAAGACCAACUUGGACGGCAUGAUUACUGUGCAACUGCCCGAAGUUCCUGCAAAUGAGAAUAUAAAAGGUUACUACAUAAUAAUUGUGCCUUUGAAGAAAUCUCGUGGGAAAUUUAUCAAGCCAUGGGAGAGUCCAGAUGAAAUGGAAUUAGAUGAGCUGCUUAAGGAGAUAUCUAGGAAGCGCAGAAGCAUCCGUUAUGGGAGAGAAGUUGAAUUAAAGCCAUAUAUCGCCGCUCACUUUGAUGUCCUUCCCACUGAGUUCACCCUGGGGGAUGACAAACAUUAUGGUGGAUUUACAAACAAGCAGCUCCAAAGUGGUCAAGAAUAUGUCUUCUUUGUAUUAGCAGUAAUGGAACACGCAGAGUCUAAGAUGUAUGCAACCAGCCCCUACUCUGACCCCGUUGUGUCGAUGGAUCUGGACCCACAGCCAAUCACAGACGAGGAAGAAGGGCUGAUCUGGGUUGUCGGGCCUGUCCUCGCCGUGGUCUUCAUUAUCUGCAUUGUCAUUGCUAUUCUUCUGUAUAAGAGUAAACCUGACAGGAAGAGGGCAGAAUCUGACUCUAGAAAGAGCAGCAUACCGAACAGUAAAGAGGUCCCUUCACACCACCCCACAGACCCUGUAGAACUGAGGCGCCUUAACUUUCAAACACCAGGUUCAGAUGAUUCCGGUUACCCUGGUAACCUUCAUUCUUCAAGUAUGGCUAGUCAUCCUCCGAUACCUAUCUUGGAACUAGCAGACCACAUCGAAAGGUUGAAAGCAAAUGACAACUUGAAGUUUUCCCAGGAAUAUGAGUCCAUUGACCCUGGCCAGCAGUUCACAUGGGAACAUUCAAACUUGGAAGUAAACAAACCAAAGAAUAGAUAUGCAAAUGUGAUUGCCUAUGAUCAUUCCCGGGUUCUCCUAUCAGCCAUAGAAGGAAUCCCGGGAAGUGACUAUGUGAAUGCCAACUACAUAGAUGGUUAUAGAAAACAAAAUGCCUACAUUGCAACCCAGGGAUCUCUCCCCGAAACCUUUGGGGACUUUUGGAGAAUGAUAUGGGAGCAACGGAGUGCCACGAUUGUCAUGAUGACAAAACUAGAAGAAAGAUCCAGGGGUGGAGCAGAUUUGCAGAUGGAGAGUCAUGAAAUAAUGGAGGACUUUUUCCAAAAAGUGAAGUGUGACCAGUACUGGCCCAGCAGAGGCACAGAAACCCACGGGCUGGUUCAAGUGACGCUACUCGAUACUGUGGAGCUGGCCACAUAUUGUGUUCGAACAUUUGCACUUUACAAGAAUGGUUCAAGUGAGAAGAGAGAAGUGAGACAAUUCCAGUUCACCGCCUGGCCUGAUCACGGUGUUCCAGAACACCCUACACCUUUCCUAGCUUUCUUACGGAGAGUCAAAACCUGUAACCCUCCUGACGCAGGCCCGAUGGUUGUGCACUGCAGUGCGGGAGUUGGCCGGACUGGUUGUUUCAUCGUCAUAGAUGCCAUGCUAGAAAGAAUAAAGCAUGAAAAAACUGUAGAUAUUUAUGGCCAUGUAACUUUAAUGAGAGCCCAGAGGAAUUACAUGGUUCAAACAGAAGACCAGUACAUCUUUAUCCAUGACGCACUGUUAGAAGCAGUGACUUGUGGAAAUACCGAAGUGCCAGCCAGAAACUUGUAUGCCUACAUCCAGAAGCUGACACAAAUAGAAGCGGGAGAGAAUGUCACGGGAAUGGAGCUCGAAUUUAAGCGUCUAGCCAGCUCAAAAGCUCACACCUCAAGAUUCAUCAGUGCCAAUCUUCCAUGUAAUAAAUUCAAAAAUCGCCUUGUUAAUAUUAUGCCGUAUGAAUCCACAAGGGUAUGCCUGCAGCCUAUCCGAGGAGUGGAAGGAUCUGAUUACAUCAAUGCCAGUUUUAUUGAUGGAUACAGACAACAGAAAGCCUACAUCGCUACCCAGGGGCCCCUAGCAGAGACCACUGAAGACUUCUGGCGGAUGCUCUGGGAACACAAUUCUACCAUCGUCGUGAUGCUCACCAAGCUGCGUGAAAUGGGCCGAGAGAAAUGUCACCAGUAUUGGCCAGCAGAACGAUCUGCAAGGUACCAGUACUUUGUGGUAGACCCCAUGGCUGAGUACAACAUGCCUCAGUAUAUCCUAAGGGAAUUCAAGGUCACAGAUGCCAGGGACGGCCAGUCCCGAACAGUGAGGCAGUUCCAGUUCACUGACUGGCCAGAGCAAGGAGUGCCGAAGUCUGGAGAAGGAUUCAUUGACUUCAUCGGCCAAGUCCAUAAAACAAAAGAGCAGUUUGGCCAGGACGGGCCCAUUUCAGUCCAUUGCAGUGCGGGCGUUGGAAGAACUGGCGUCUUCAUAACACUAAGCAUUGUUUUGGAAAGAAUGAGAUAUGAAGGAGUUGUAGAUAUCUUCCAGACCGUCAAAAUGUUAAGAACACAACGGCCGGCCAUGGUACAGACAGAGGAUCAGUAUCAGUUUUGCUAUCGAGCCGCACUAGAGUACCUGGGCAGCUUUGACCACUAUGCAACGUAGAAACCCCUGACCCAUUCUGGAUUUUUACUACAGCCCUUCAAUAUCCAUGGAGUCUCUUCUGAGCCAUACAGGGCACUUGAGAAGUCCUUCUUAACUUCCUAGCUAACAACUACUUAGUGGGACUAUUACACACAAAGCAAAUUAAAAGCAAAUUAUUCCAGGUGGACCAAGACUUCACAGUUUAAUAAUCUAACCCGAAAAAUAAGAACGAGAAUCCUGACUGAUGAGGCAUCUGAAGGAUUUUAUUUACAGAUCCCUCAAGGAUUCAGAAUCAAGGAGAGAAGACACCACAGCAAAGAACCACCAUCUUGUUCAGGAUUGCUUGACAGGUGCAAGGAGAAAUUGCCAGAGUCCUGCAGCUCAACGCAAGACACGUGCUGGGGUAGCUUCUCGCCGCAAAAUGGACUCUGCUUCGACGUCACCCCUUCCCGCCAUACUGCUCAUAAUAACAUUUCAGGGGGAAAGGGGGGGAUGUUUAAAAAGAAAGUCUUUGAUUUAGUUUUUUAGUCUUGUAAAGAUACUGCUGACCUGUGCUUCAUUUCGAACUGUGUCAACUUUUUUUUAACAAGAUGUAUCAUUCGAUAAAGUGAAUUUUAAAAAAGUUACAUAACUCUUCAUUUUUUUAUUUCCAAAUCGUAGGUUUUUUUAAGCUGUAGAACUGUUAUCCGUAAUAUCUUGCUGUAGAAAUAUCCAGUCAUUUGAAAUUUUGCACAUUUUUGUGCAGUACUCUUAAUCUACAGUAUUAGUCUCGUCAGACUUCUACACUUCUGUUCUGUUUUGAUUGGUGAGAAAGCACCCAUUCUCUUCAGAUAAUCAAAGAGAAUUUUAUUUCGUUCUGUUUUUUGGUUUUGUUUUUGGAAUCAACAGGGAGGCGCAAAGUAUAAAGUUGCUGCUAACAUAUAUACAUCUAUAUCCAUACUUUAUAAGGAUGUUUAUGUAUAUAUAGACAGUGUGUCCACACAAAAAAAGAGAUCUAGCUAUCGGUCAGUUCUUCCAUGAUUGAGUUGUUUCUAAAUGUAGAAAAACUGUUGUCAACAUUUUUUCGAUUUAUUCUCAAUUUUAUGGCAUCCCGGUAUUUUUUAAUAUCAUAAAACUUUGGUUCCUUGAAAGGGAAAUGAGAAAUGCACAUCAGUGAUUGUCAAACCUCACCCCCUAACUUCCUCCCCAGUCUCUCACUCACCCCCACCCCACCCCACCCCGUCAUCUUCACAAAUCCUGUUUUGUUAGCCAGGCUUCCAACAAAGUUCAAUACUUCUAACACUCUAGUGCAAUAAAAAAAAAUAUUAAAUAUCUAAGAGGUGUGCAUGUGGGAAAGGUCAGUGCAUAUCCCUUUAGGAUGGGAGAAUGUUGUAAUAUAUCAGCUAUCAAGUUGUUUAAAAAACAGUGUAUUCAAUCGUAUAUUGUCUAUAGUAUGUGCUAUGAAAUUUGCAUUUAUGAUAUGUAACAGGGGCAAAGCCAAACUCAUGUUACUCUGUUCGGUCAGAAACAUUUUAUGGCAUACAGCAUUCCUGGGAAGUGCUGUACUUUGUUUUGUUUUGAUUUUAGUUUUGCAUUUAGAGUGCCUUAUAAUUGAUGCCUAUUUUGAUAGCAUUUCUUUUCAGCUUCGGUUCGUAUUUUCAUUAGUUGUUCGUAUCUGUUCCUCUUUCUUAUUAAAGCAUUAUCUGUUUACCACAUGUACAAAAACUCUUUGAAUAAUAUGCAUUCCUAGUUUUCAGCCAAGUCGGGGAUGUUAGUGAUUGUACCAGCCCAAAGCACUUGGAUAAUCAGGGCCCUUCUUCUUUUUGUAAGCGUCAACAUCAGGAAAAGUUACUCAUUUUAUUUAUAAUCCCUUCCAAAUCUGCUCUGGAACUUGCAGUAACUGCACCAAACUUAUUUUAGUAGCAGACGUCAUCGGCAACCUUGGAAUAUGUUUGAUAUUCCAUUAGGAUUUUUCUAAGAGGGAAAUAAACAAUAUUUAUCACCCCCAAUUCUCCCAACAUAAUUUCUAUAGGAAGCCAUGAUGAUGGCAUGAGUUUGCCACAUUUUACAUGACGUUAAAGAAUCCUCAGAAUACCCAAGGAACUCUUCAAGAGUUUUGGUAUAGGCAUAAUACUUUGGUUUAAUUUUAGCUUCAAGGAUAUUCUGCAUGGAAGGAUUUUUGUUUCCCACAUUUUCCCAUUGCUAGCAGAAUGAAAUCCAAGAGACCAAACACUCGCAAGCAUUGUAUUUGAGCACUUUUGUAAAAAACAAAGAAAAAGAAAAAGAAAAAAAAAAAGAAAAUAUAUAUAAUACUAAAAAAAAAAAAAAAAAAAAGUAUCUAGAAGGCUACCUCAGAAUGAGACUCUCGAACCUACAUCAGAACCAGAGAAGAAUGUGUACUGUGUGCGUCUGUUAUUGCUUUGUUUUAGUUUGCAUCUUCUGGAGAUUUAUCCAAGUGCCAGAUUACUCAGUGCUAUAAUUUUCUUUUAGUGAAACAAAGGGGGUCAGACAGACAUUGCAUCAUCCAGACAUGCCAUGUUGGGCAUGUAGACUCCGGUGGAGUAUCGCACACCAGAAUGAUUGGCCAGUGAGCAGCUUCUCUCCCGAAACAGACCUGCCCAUUUGGCAAAGGGAAAGCGGACAGUAAUCACGAGAAGAAAAUGAAUGGGAUGCAUACCAUAGACGAACGAGGUGGAGACGAAUCCAGGAAUCUUAUUUACUGUUCGGGAGCUGUUCCUAGAACUCACUCCCUUACCGUCAUUGAUGUGCAUUCCACUCUGUGCUUUCUGUACACCCAUUCAAGUUUUAAUUUCCCGGGUAAACAUCUUUAUCUGCCAUCACCAUACACUUCCAAGUUUCCGAUUAUUUUCAUCUCCAUAACCAGUACGGUGCUAUUAUUUACCUAUGUACGUGUAGUUAUGUAUAAUUUUGUAAUUAGUUACAAUGGUAAAAAAAUCAAAAUAUAUAAAAAGUGAUUUGUACAGAACUUUAUUUUAGCUCUUUUUUAACAAUGAUUUGCAUGGUUAGAUGACGGCGAGGACAGCCAGGGGAGGGAAGGGCCUCUAGGGAACUUUGCACUUUCUAUACCUUUGUACUAUGCACUGCCCUAUUGAUUCUACACCCAAUAAUGUUAUUACUUGAACCCAUCUGUAAGAAACUGCUUCUGAAAUUCAUUUGUGUGUAUGUAAAUAACACAGCAUAGAAACAGGAAGGGAAAAAAGUCUGCAGGCAUGCACAUGUUUUUUUCUUUCCUGUUUAUCUUUGAUUCUGCUUUGUGUUAGUCCCCUCUUCUAUGUUCACCUCCCUUUUUGUUUUUCUUUUCUGGGUUUAUGGGUCCCUGAUACUCCAGCAGAGACCAGAAGGCUACAGAUUCGCCCUAUCCAUCCGUUAUGUGGCUUUGCCAUCCAAGCUUGGAGUGUCUUUACAAAGAUGAUAACAGUUGUGUUCUUUGCUCUCGUUUUGGAUGCAUAGACUGAGAAAUUUAAAAAAAUUACUUGUAAAAUGGCUUGUUAAAAAAUACAAUUACCUCUAAUUAGUAGUACGCGUAAAUGUUUUACAGAAUGAAAGGCGUGCUUUUUAUUUUCUUACUUCGUUACAUUGGUGGCGAAAGAAGUCUGUAUGAAAAUCAGUUCUUUGCUGACACAAGUUCCAUUUGUUACAAAUGAAUUCUAAUAAAAUGUCAGUGUUAUGCA
This is a messenger RNA of Carlito syrichta (Philippine tarsier), 9612 nucleotides long. RefSeq names its product protein tyrosine phosphatase, receptor type D (gene PTPRD). Bases 113 to 5962 code for a protein of 1949 amino acids. The record is from RefSeq and is a predicted model, not a curated record. Gene Ontology annotation, biological process: protein dephosphorylation. NCBI's taxonomy places the organism in Eukaryota, Metazoa, Chordata, Mammalia, Primates, Tarsiidae. The transcript has 38 exons. Gene Ontology annotation, molecular function: protein binding; protein tyrosine phosphatase activity.